Messenger RNA from Rhagoletis zephyria (snowberry fruit fly), 355 nucleotides. The record is from RefSeq and is a predicted model, not a curated record. Lineage: Eukaryota; Metazoa; Arthropoda; Insecta; Diptera; Tephritidae.
AUGACCACCACCACCACCACCUCCUCCUCCAACGACGACACCUCGGUGAUCAUCCGCGCCGCCAACUUCGCUGCCAUUGCCCACCGGACGCAAAUGCGCGCCGACGGUAGCACUCCCUACAUCAACCAUCCCAUCGGCGUGGCCGCCCUGCUCACCGAACUGGGCGGCAUCACCGACCCGUCUGUCAUUGCCGCCGCCCUACUGCACGACACCGUCGAAGACUGCGAGGGGGUGACCUUUGCGGCGAUUGAAGAAGCCUUCGGCGAGAAGAUAUGCUCCAUCGUCCGGGAGGUCACCGACGACAAGUCGCUGCCCAAGGCGGAGCGGAAGCGCUUGCAGGUGGUCACCGCGCCGG